UACUUCCAUUUCAAUCCAUUUGGACGGCGUCGGAAAGAGAGCGCUAAUGGGGAAAUCCAAAUCCUUCAAGAAUGAGUUUACCUACGAGCAACGAUUUGAGGAGGCGUUCGAAAUCCUGGCCAAGUAUCCUGAUCGAGUCCCCGUAAUUGUUGAGAGAUAUGACAAAUGUGAACUUCCUGAGAUGGAAAAGAAGAAGUAUCUCAUUCCUCGAGACAUGUCUGUGGGCCAAUUCAUCCAUGUUUUGAGCAACAGGCUUCAUCUAGCACCUGGAAAAGCUCUCUUUGUGUUUGUAAAGAAUACUUUGCCUCAAACAGCCAGCUUAAUGAGUUCAGUGUACGAGUCAUACAAGGACGACGAUGGCUUUCUAUACAUGUGUUACAGCACAGAAAAGACCUUCGGCUAGCCUGUGAUUUUUAGAUUUGUGAAUGCUGAAGUUGUAUAUUUCUGCUCCUCCUGGUGUCAAUAUAUUCCAUGAACAAAUUUGUUUUUACCAAGUGGACAUUACAUAAAUAAUGUGUAAAUCAUCCUUCAUAUAUAAAUAACGUGAAGCCAUUUUAUUUUAACAAA
Messenger RNA from Momordica charantia (bitter melon), 567 nucleotides. RefSeq names its product Ubiquitin-like superfamily protein (gene APG8H). NCBI's taxonomy places the organism in Eukaryota, Viridiplantae, Streptophyta, Magnoliopsida, Cucurbitales, Cucurbitaceae. The record is from RefSeq and is a predicted model, not a curated record.